Etheostoma spectabile (orangethroat darter) is the source of this 1946-nucleotide messenger RNA. RefSeq lists its product as uncharacterized. NCBI's taxonomy places the organism in Eukaryota, Metazoa, Chordata, Actinopteri, Perciformes, Percidae. The record is from RefSeq and is a predicted model, not a curated record. The coding region runs from base 277 to 1377 and encodes 366 amino acids. The transcript has 7 exons.
GCAUGGUGAGUGGGGAAUGGUUAGGGUUAAGGUAAGAAAACCAGUGUAAGCCAAUCAGAGGCAGAAAAAUGCGGGCCACGAGGCACGUACUGUGACGUUGACACUUCUAGUGGAUCUGAUCUAGCAUCUACCGAGGAAGUGGGGCGGUGAGACACCGGCCGCCCAAAGUCCAUCCCUACUGCAGUAACAGAGAUCAGAUGUGACUGAAAUGCUGCUGGAACGUCAGUAAAACAUUGGACGGUGCUAUUUUUGGAGGACACAAAUACAAAUACCAUUAUGGGCCAGCUGUUUUCAUCAGAAGAAGAGCUUUCUCAAGUGAAGGAUGCGAUUGGUUCUCUUCUCUACGACGCCAUGUUGGAGGGCGAUGCCAUACCUGACCUCAGAGUCCUCCACCCUCUUCUCCUAGCCAAUCACGAUGAGAGCCUUGACUCCCAGGCCGCCAGCCUCCAGGAACAACUACAGCAGCUGCAGGGCGACAUUGGGAAGAGGGCGCCAACCUACCUGAAGGAUCUGAUUGGCCGAUUGUCAUCCUUUUCAGAUGAGCCACGCUUGGCCGGCCUUGUGGGAUUGGUGGUUACUAUGGUGAUGGACAUGGCCUACACGUCAUCGAAACAGUCAUCAGGUGUGAAAGGGAAAUCAGCGGGGUCAUCAUCAUGCCAGCAGAGAGUUUGGGAGCUCCAGGAGGUGAUGGAGGAGUACCUGAAGCGCUGCAAGAUCAACCUGAGUGACAAAAGCAGGCUGAUCCAGGACUCCAUUAGACUUGAGGCCCAGCUCAGCCUCACCCUCACCCAGCUGAAGACCUGUCUGCUGGGAGGAGACUGUGACUCCAGGUCUCUGAGGCACUGGGCCAGUGGAGCAGCAUUUCACAGCCAGAUGUUGGUUCACUUGGCAGGUUUUGAGGGCCAGGCUGAGCCCCUGGCUGCAAGGGCUGCACUGGAGCAAUACAAGGAAGACCUCACACAGAUCAUACCUGCUUACAGGCGAUAUAAGUCUAAUUCAGUGUGUGUUGUGAAAUGUCGAGGGGGUCUGGCAUCAUGUGACCCCUCCAGCGAGGUGCCAGAGGAGGGAUCCAUGACGGGACUCACUGUGACAGACAGCGAGACAGGAAAGAGUGUGACCAUCCCUCUAUCCGCUCUGAAGACAGAGAUAGGGAGAAGAAGGAGCGUCUCUGGGCUGGAUACCACUUCUGCAACUGUGUCCUCCUCCAUUAACCUUGACCUUAUCACCUCAGAUCAGUACGUCCAGGCAUACCUGCACCAUUUGUUCUCUGAUAAGGGACCUGUGGCAGAGCUGGAGAACUACUUUAUCAAGGCUAGUGGCAAUCUGAGAACAUUGAAAAUUGAACAAGGCUGUACAAAUAAAACGGGUGCAAAAUGAUGUAGAACAAAGUGGAGUGCAUUAUCUUAAUAAUCGGGCACAAGGCAUUGAUGGAGAACAAAAAGUGGACAGGGGCAAAGGAGACAAUUGGGGCAAGACGGACAGGAGAGCAAGACGAGACGGAGGAAAGUGAGCAGAGAGAUGAAAGUUUGCAACGGAGUAUUGUGGAGAUGCAGCCGGAUGAGAGCCUCAAUCACCAUGCAACAAGUACACGAAAGCCAUAUCCAGACAGCAGCAUCAUAAAGUGCCUGUCCUUUAUUAAAGAGAAACAUUAAACUGAACUAAACUCAGAAACAUGAAGGAUUUUGCAUUGUUGUUUGUAAUUUAUUCAGAAAGCUUUUAACUGACUGCUGUAAAGACACUGAAUGGUGGUUUUGCUGAUUUGUCUGCAAUGAUGUUAUUUACUACACAAGUGUCAGCCUUUGCCAAAUAUGAACUUUGUGAUUUCUAUUUCUGUGAUUUCUAUUAUUAUAAUAUAAUUUAAUAACACAAAGGAAAUUUCAUCAAACCUUUACACCUUUCAAGGAAAGAGUUUGGUUCCGUAGUAAAGCCAUUUUCAGCUGCACUUU